Messenger RNA from Lutzomyia longipalpis, 788 nucleotides. Its product is annotated as baculoviral IAP repeat-containing protein 3-like. The record is from RefSeq and is a predicted model, not a curated record. The transcript has a single exon. Lineage: Eukaryota; Metazoa; Arthropoda; Insecta; Diptera; Psychodidae. Bases 89 to 661 code for a protein of 190 amino acids. Gene Ontology annotation, cellular component: nucleus; cytoplasm.
GACUUCAAAUAACACCUCUGUAACGGAUGGAUAACUGAAAAUAAUAUUCUUAAAGUGAAAGUCCAAGAAAAAUCCUUAAAAAAAAAUAAUGACUGCCCAUCAGAGUGUAGUGGACAAUUACUUACCUCCUGAGGAUAUUUGUGGUUUUGAUCGUCCACGAGAUCCUUAUAGGAUUAAAAAUCGUCGAUAUUUGAGACAAAUCUCGCGAGUGGAGACCUUCAAGAAUUGGCCACAGCAGCUAAGUCAGACCCCCGAGGAGCUCGCUGAUGCUGGAUUCGUCUACAAGAAUAUCAGUGAUGUUGUAAAGUGUAUUAGCUGCAAGCUGCGACUGUCUGGAUGGCAGCCCGAAGAUGAUCCUCUUGAAGAGCAUGUAAAGUGCAAUAGCUCAUGUGAAUACCUAAAGCACCACAAAGGAGAGAAAUUCAUUGAGGAAUUAAGCAAAAAACUGCAGCAAAAUCCGAUUGAAGCUGCUGAUGUGCAACAACCUGAUGCAAAUCUGGACGCUCCAGUUGGUGUGUGCAAAGUUUGCAGCCAGGAUAAAUCUAAUGUGAUGUUUAUUCCUUGUGGGCACCUUGUUACCUGCACGAAUUGUGCAUCCGCAAUCAAAAAGUGCUUCUACUGCUCUCAUCGUGUUGAUAGAUACCAAAAAGUUUACCUCUAACCGCCAUUCCCGCCAUAUUUAAUCUAACCUAUAAAAUAAGACUGUAAAUAUUUUAAAUUUAAGGCUUUUGUAAAUAAAAUUCUAGGCUUAAGGAACAAUAAAGUUUAAUAAUUUAUUUAAAAGAAAA